Messenger RNA from Pistacia vera, 1581 nucleotides. RefSeq names its product putative disease resistance protein RGA3. Gene Ontology annotation, biological process: defense response to other organism. The record is from RefSeq and is a predicted model, not a curated record. The transcript is spliced from 5 exons. The coding region runs from base 1 to 1581 and encodes 526 amino acids. NCBI's taxonomy places the organism in Eukaryota, Viridiplantae, Streptophyta, Magnoliopsida, Sapindales, Anacardiaceae. Gene Ontology annotation, molecular function: ADP binding.
AUGGCUGAAGCUCUUGUUUCCAUGGCCUUGGAACAGCUGGCUCCAUUCAUUCGUCAACAAACGAGAGAAGGGAUAAGCCUAAUUGUGGGUGCUAAACAAGAAGCUCGGAAGCUUCAAAGCAAUUUUCGGGCAACUCAAGCUGUGCUGGUUGAUGCUGAGAACCGCCAAGUGAAGGACAAUGUUGUGAGAGAUUGGUUAGACAAGCUCAAAGACGUGUCCUACGACAUAGACGAUGUGUUGGACGAGUGGAACACAAAGCUUCAGAUUUUAAGAAUUAAGAAAGUUGAAAAUGCUUCUAAGCCUAUGAAAAAGGUAUGUUCCCUCAUUCUUUACUAUCUAAAUUGUAGGUCAUUGGUUUUGCGUUAUGAUAUUGCUGUCAAGAUAAAAGAUCUUGAAAGAAAAUUAGAUAUUAUUGCUACUGAGAAAGAGAGAUUCCAAUUUAGAUCAAUCAUUGAGAGUAGCAAAGAUGUAGAAAGACCAAUGACAACCUCUGUUAUUGAUUUAACAGAGAUUUAUGGAAGAGAUGACGAUAAGAAUACAAUAAUAGAUUUUUUGCUUAGUCAGAAUAGUCAUGCUCAUGUACAAGACCUCUGCAUUAUCUCUAUAGUAGGGAUGGGAGGCAUUGGUAAGACUACUCUUGCUCAAUUGGCUUUUAAUGAUGAUCAGGUGAACACCCAUUUUGAAAAAAAAAUAUGGGUGUGUGUUUCUGAGCCUUUUGAUGAGCUUAGGAUUGCUAAGGCAAUCCUUGAAUCUCUUACAAAUAGUGCACCAAACUUAAACGAGUUAGAAACUGUGGUACAAAACAUACACCAACUUAUUGGCGGAAGGAAGUUUCUUCUUGUCUUAGAUGACAUAUGGACUGAAAAUCUCAAAAAUUGGGAUCAAUUGAAGCGAUCUCUUAAGUGUGGUUCUCUAGAAAGUAGAAUUUUGGUGACCACACGUAAGGAGAAUGCUGCAAAAGCCAUAGGAACCACCAAAAUAAUCCCCUUAGGGACACUAUCUGAGGAAAAAUGUUGGUCAUUGUUUAGUAAAGUUGUAUUUUCAAGAAAAAGCAAAGAAGAAUAUAAUGAAUUGGUAGAAAUUGGUAGGAAAAUUGUUCAAAAGUGCAAGGGUUUGCCACUUGCAGUAAGGACUUUAGCGAGUCUUUUGUGUUUUAAAAGAAAAUUUGUGGAGUGGAAAAAUAUCUUAGAGAGUGAAAUUUGGGAAUUAGAAGAGGUAGAACAAGAGGAUUAUGAGAUAAAGAGAGAACAAUUGAUUAGGUUAUGGAUGGCUCAGGGUUAUAUAAUGUCAAAACCAAAGAGCACUGCUAUCUGCACUAAUGAGAGUGUUCCAGAACAGUGUGUGUUUGCUGAUGGAGUUUUCUGCAGUUUGUGGGACUUUUGGUUGUUGGUUACAGGAUUGUGGGUGGGAUUUGUGCGGGUAAUCAGUAUUUUGGAGGAUUAUGUUGUAAUUGGUUGUUGCCGAGGAAGUGCUAUAGCUUGUCAAAAUGCAGCAGUUUCUUCUUCGGUGUCUGUUACAGCUUGUGUGUCCAUGUUGUUGUGUGCAUUUUUUGUUUUUGAGAUUUCCUUCCAGCUUGUAUAG